Molecule: messenger RNA, 498 nt
Organism: Pocillopora damicornis (cauliflower coral)
Lineage: Eukaryota; Metazoa; Cnidaria; Anthozoa; Scleractinia; Pocilloporidae
Biological process (GO): necroptotic signaling pathway; protein phosphorylation
Molecular function (GO): protein kinase activity; ATP binding
Source: RefSeq, a predicted model, not a curated record
AUGAUAUCAGAUGAUGAUGUCAUGUAUGCUGAAGCUUUAAAGAAAUAUACGGCACAGACGAGAAGUGUUUUGGCAGGAGACUUGGAGACAUAUUGUGAAUUAUGUAUUGGCAGAACCUAUGUCUGGAUAGAGGAAGAGAAAACUGGAGUUAGAGAGAACAUACAUCGCAUCAGGGAAAUACCAUUCAUUACUCAAGAUCCAGAUGACAAAACAGUCUUUGGCUUUGUGUCCAGUCACCAUAUUUACGAAAAUAUUUAUGAGCUUUAUGCUUUUAAGUCCCAAGAAGCAGAGGUUAUCAUUAAAACCUUGAGGGAAUGUAUCGGACCUGCGACUAAUAUCAUGACAGAGGCGGCCGGAUCAUUAAAUGUUGGAUCUAUGGUAGAGGUUCCUUGCUGAAUGGUAUUCAAAUAUAUGGUGUUACUCGCUGGAUGGGAAAUAUGUCACAAGUGAAGGAAAAGGAUAAACUCAAGUGAUCCCUAUCCUCCACUUCUGCCUCGG